Molecule: messenger RNA, 315 nt
Organism: Prorocentrum cordatum
Lineage: Eukaryota; Dinophyceae; Prorocentrales; Prorocentraceae
Source: the annotation of a GenBank genome assembly
AUGUGGGAGGCGAAGUUGGAGCUCGACGUCAUCAUCUGCAAUGCUGGGAUGAGCGCUUGCGAGAAGGGCGGGCAGUGGCAGCGGGCUUUGGCGCUCCUCAGCGAAACGUGGCAGGCGAAGCUGGAGCUCGACGUCGUCAGCUGCAGCGCUGUGAUCAGCGCGUGCGAGAAGGGCGAGCAGUGGCAGCGGGCCUUGGCGCUGCUUCGUGAGCUGUGGGAGGCGAAGCUGGAGCCGAACUCAGCUACAGCGUUGGGAUCACCGCGUGCGAGAAGGGCGAGCAGUGGCAGCGGGCUUUGGCGCUGCUCAGUGAUAUAG